UCUCUACCUCUCCUCUCAUUCUCUGUCUCCCUCACUUCUUCGUCGCCUCACACACCCUCUCUCUCUCUCACACUCACCCACACGCGCGCACACCCUCAUUCCUCGACAUGGCUGCAGAAAUUGCCAACGCUUUCAUUGGCACAUGGAACCUCAAGGAGAGCGUGAAAUUCGAUGACUACAUGAAGAAGCUGGGUGUGGGCUUUGCUACACGUCAGAUGGGAUGCGUGACCAAGCCCACCACCAUCAUCUCAGUGGACGGUGACACGGUGACGGUGAAGACCCAAAGCACCCUCAAGAACACAGAGGUCUCCUUCAAGCUGGAUGAGGAGUUUGACGAGACCACCGCCGACGACAGGAAAGUUAAGUCGCUUGUAAAAGUAGAGGGUGGGAAGUUGGUGCACGUACAAAAGUGGGACGGCAAAGAGACCAGUCUGGUCAGGAGCGUCGACGGAAACGCCCUCACACUGACACUUACAAUGGACGAUGUCGUUUCCACACGUCACUACGUGAAAGUGUGAACCCUCCCUCCAGCAUCAGCUGAAGCCCUGCACCCUCGAACUCCUUAACACCACCUGGCCAAGCAAACCCUUUGAAUGGCUACUACAGAGUCCCCUCAAUGUUGUUUCAUACUGUACGCUCAGUAUUAACUUUACUGCUGACUGUGACCUCCCUUUUCUUUGUGCUGUUGUUCCUCCUUCUGUAAGAGACACUGAAUAAAUUCCAACGAUUUGUUGUUGUUUUUUCCUCUAAAAAUCCAGUCCAGCAUUGUUUUUUUUUUGGGGGUUUUUUGUUUGAAAAUGUGUUAUCCACGGUGGCAUUGAUAAACGUGGAAAAGUGUUUGAAUUUGAAAGCUUGCCGACUGACGGCUGAAAAAAAUAAAAGUGUCUACACUGUUGAAACUA
Messenger RNA from Anarrhichthys ocellatus (wolf-eel), 902 nucleotides. RefSeq names its product fatty acid binding protein 3, muscle and heart (gene fabp3). The coding region runs from base 108 to 518 and encodes 136 amino acids. The record is from RefSeq and is a predicted model, not a curated record. NCBI's taxonomy places the organism in Eukaryota, Metazoa, Chordata, Actinopteri, Perciformes, Anarhichadidae. Gene Ontology annotation, molecular function: lipid binding. The transcript has 4 exons.